GAUUUAUUUAUAGUUUUGAUUUGAUAAAUAUUAUUGUCUAUUAAUUUGUGUAUUUUAAUAUUUGAUCUAGACUUUGGAUAUUUUUAUACUUUUUGACGGAUCGUAUUAAAAUUUCAGGUAUCUUACACAUCUUCUUUUUUAGAGGCUCCUUGUGCUUAACCAGUGCCUGAAAAUUAAAUUAUAAAGCAAAUAUGAAAUUGUUUAUUCUUUUAUCACUCAAUUUACUAUCGGUUCACGGAUUUUUCUACACCCUCUUUCCUCUAGUGCUCAUCAAGUCAGAUAAUAAAGCUAAGCUCUAUUGUCCAUGGAAUCAACAUACUGAUUACGAUUUAACAUGUAGACUUAAUAAAGAUGUUAUGGGCUACUACCCACUUCCUUCAACAAAUGCCACUACAGUACUUGAAAAUUCCAAAUUUCUAAACCCAGCCUUACAAACGCCAUUCACUAAGGAUUAUUGCAAGUUGUUAAGGCAAACUUGGUCUACAAAAAAAGAUUCUCCCAAUGUUUGCAAAGACUUUGCAUUCUGCUUUAAUGCUGCCGAUGACAAGUGUGUUUGUUCAUGUCAAUCUGGUUUCUUUGGUAAUCCGUACAAAGAAUGUUUUCAACAUUGCUCUACUAAUGAUGACUGUUCAAGUCCUUUGGCGGUUUGUAAAUCUACCACAAACACUAAGGAACUGAAAAGAUGUGUUUGCAAGGAUAACUACGAGGGAAAUGGAGUAAUGUGUUACAAGAAUCCGUGUGGAGAUGACAGAACUUCCAAGUGCGGAACUGUUCAGAACACUAUAUGUGUUCCAACAGGCCCGGGUGUCGAUGAUUACAAGUGUAUUUGCCCACAAGGUUACUACGUUAAUCACGAGAAAACUUGUGUUCCAGAAGUAACAGUAACUAAGAGCAGUGUCAUAACUCUAGUUAUCAAAAACGUACCGGACGGUAGCAGAGUUGAAGCCGGAGAGUGUCUUUCGUUUACCCUUAACGACGGAUCAAAGAGCGUGUUUUUCCACAAAAACUCUGGAGACUCUGUUUACGUCAAGAAAACAAUCAAAAACGAUGGAAAAUUAUCGAUAUUCUUUAUAGUCACUGAUGAAAUCACAGCCUUUAGUGUAACUUCUGGUGCCGUUGGACUUACAAAGCUUUACUCUAUGUCGAGUACUUUUAUAGGAUGUAAAUUCGGUCACGUUAAAGUUUAUGACCGAAACGGCCGUGAGAUUUCUGGAUACGAAGAUUUGAAAAAAUCCAAAAAAUUAAAAUUAGCAUCCGGUCAAACCCUUUCUACAGGUGAACAAGAGCCGCCACCUCCAGGUCGCCACGGACAACAAGAACCUUCUGGUCCUCAAGGGCCAAGAUCCCCUGGAUCUAAUGGAUCAAGCCAUCUGGAGCUGGAAAGUUCACCCCCUAAUACAGACUCUAAUCCUACUACAACUACCGUUAAAGGUAAGCCCGAAGUACAGGUCUAUGUAAGAGAAUUGAAAGCUGACGAAUUAGCCGGAGGUUUGUCAUCAAGUGAUGUAGCUCAAAGACAAGAAGCUCUACAAAGAACUCAAGACCGUGCCACUCGAGAUGGUCAUAGCACAUUACAAUCUUCAUCAAGUGUUCAAACGGUGAAUGAACUUUAA
Molecule: messenger RNA, 1613 nt
Organism: Theileria parva strain Muguga
Lineage: Eukaryota; Apicomplexa; Aconoidasida; Piroplasmida; Theileriidae
Product: putative integral membrane protein
Exons: 1
Coding region: 192-1613 (473 amino acids)
Source: RefSeq, a predicted model, not a curated record